AUGAUUCGUAAAAGUAUUGAUUCAUUAGAAACAAAUAAUGAUCAACAACCAUUGAAAAAUUGUUCAAAAUUAAAAAAUAAUUUUCAUGAAUUAUUAAAUGAAAUUGAAAAAGAAUAUAAUGGUAUUUUACUUGAAAAUGUGGCUUUACGAAAGGAAUUAGAACAUAAUAAUAAAUCUGGUACAAUAAUAACAAAUAAAUUUCGAACAGGAGAUAUUUUUCCAAUGAUUAAAAAUCGAGUUGGAUUUAGAAAAAAAAAAUAUUCGCCCAAUAAUUUAAUUUUUUCAUCAAAUAAUCAACAUCAAGAUAUUAUUUGGGAUGUUCAAAUUGGUGGAUUAGAUAAUUGUUAUAUUGGAUCAGCUUCAGCUGAUAAAACCGCAAUUAUUUGGUGUAGAAAAACAGGUUAUCCUCUUUUACAAUAUCAAGGUCAUUGUGGAAGUGUUAAUUCAUGUCGAUUUGGAUAUUUUGAUCCUAAUUUAGUAUUAACAACAAGUGGUGAUCAUGAAAUACAUAUUUGGAAAAUAUCUCUCGAUGAAAAUAUUAAAAUUCUAUCUAGUCCAUUAUUAAAAUUAAAAAGUACUGAUAUUGUAUCUUAUGCUGAAUGGUUUCAACAUGAUCAAAUUGUAUCAACUUCAUGGGAUAAAAGUGCAACGAUUUGGAAUAUAGAAAUGGGUAAUUCACUUCGUACACUUUAUGGUCAUGAUGGAGAAUUGACAUAUGUUUCCUGUCAUCAAACAAAACCACUUAUUCUUACUUCAUCACGAGAUGAAACAUUUCGAUUAUGGGAUUGUCGAAUUUCAAAUUCUUUAAUUGAAAUAUUUCAUGGUCAUACAAAAACAGUUAAUUCAACUUUAUUUAUUUCGGAUAAUCAAUUUGUUUCAUCAUCUGAUGAUGGAUUUGUUCAUAUUUGGGAUUUACGUUCAACAAAUUCUUCACCAUUUCUCUCAUUGGAAUGUAUUUCACCAUGUAAUCGUCUUUCAUUAUUUAAUAAUAUUCUAUCUGUACCACUUGAUAAUCGUGAUAUACGUCUCUAUUCAAUAAUAACUGGAGAAAAACUUUAUAUUCAAAAACGAGCACAUAAACGAGCUGUUCAAUGUUCAUCUCUUGUUCAAUCGAGAAAUUCAAUGGAAUUAUUUUUAGCUAGUGGAAGUCUUGAUUGUCAGAUGCAUACAUGGAAUAUACAAAAAUUAAAAGAAAAUCAUCGAUAG
This is a messenger RNA of Adineta steineri, 1206 nucleotides long. Lineage: Eukaryota; Metazoa; Rotifera; Eurotatoria; Adinetida; Adinetidae. The record is from the annotation of a GenBank genome assembly.